GGUUUCUUCCUGUUCCCCCGUGCCUCCUUCUCGCUGCGAGGCCGGUACAAGCCCCAGCACAUCUUCUUUGGCAUCGCCCUCUUCAUCCUCUCCAUCGCCUCCUGCUUGCUGGGCAUCACUGAGAUGCUCCUCUUCAAAAUCAGUGAUUCCUACAGCCACUUUGUGCCCGAGGGCGUCCUGGCCAACAGCCUGGGGGUGAUGUUGGUGGCCUUCGGGCUGGUGGUGGGCUACAUGGUGACACGGGAGGAGUGGAAGCGCCCGCCGCUGGCCGAGGAGUUGGCCCUCUCCAUGGACUUCAAGACCCUGACGGAGGGAGAGAGCCCAGGUGGUGGCAGCCAGUGACACCCCCAGCUCCCUGAUCCCUGGCACGGGCUCCUCGUGGUGUCAGGGUGACGAGGACAGCUGGGGAAGGCCACGCUCUUGGUGCAACGCUGCCCACUGGACUCAGCCUUGCUUGGCCUUAAUCCUCCUCAGCUCUGCCCUGCGCAGCCCCCGGUGCCCCCCGAGCCUGCCCCAGCCCCGUGGGGAUGGCAGUGCC
Messenger RNA from Manacus vitellinus (golden-collared manakin), 538 nucleotides. RefSeq names its product cytochrome b561. The annotation marks the transcript as partial. Lineage: Eukaryota; Metazoa; Chordata; Aves; Passeriformes; Pipridae. Gene Ontology annotation, cellular component: lysosomal membrane. The transcript has 2 exons. Gene Ontology annotation, molecular function: oxidoreductase activity. The record is from RefSeq and is a predicted model, not a curated record.